UUUCUCGCGGCGGCCAUGGCCCUGGCCUUGGCGUGCCUGCGGGUGACCCUGCCCUCGUGGCCGGCGGCUGCCGCGCGCCUGCUACAGAACUGCUGGGCCCGGGUGGAGAAGACGCUUCCCUCGGACCUUUCUGCCGGCUUCCCCGACCCUUCCUGGGGACCAGCAGUGGCGGUGCAGGGCCCAGCUGCCCUCCUAUGGCUGACGCCAGAAGCCAGCACUGGCGAGGAGACUCCUGGCUUUUUAGAUGGAGUUGUUUGGAUGGCGGCCCCCAAAAACAGACGGACGAUUGAAGUUAAUCGAUGUAGGAGAAGAAACCCCCAGAAGAUAAUUAAAGUGAAGAAUAAUAUAGAUGUAUGUCCUGAAUGUGGCCAUCUGAAACAAAAGCAUGUCCUUUGUGGUUAUUGCUACAAGAAAGUUCGUGAGGAGACUGUGCAAAUCAGGAGGCAAAUAGGGAAGCAGGAAGGGGGACCUUUUAAGGCCCCCACUGUUGAGACUGUGGUGUUAUACCAAGGAGAAGUUCCCUCAGCAGAAGAUCAAGGCAAGAGAAUCAUCGAGCGAGACAGGAAGCGACCAUCCUGGUUCGUCAGGGAUUGAUGCUGCAGAGGUGUUCAAAGAGGAUCCUUCUACAUUAAAACAUCACUCCGGGAGCUUGGGCCGUUUGGUUUCUUUUUCCUUCUUUCUAUGUGGGAUUCCAGGCAAUCCUCUCAAGAGGCAGCAUGGCCUGGUGGGUAGGGCAUUGGGCUGGAAGUCAGGAAAACCCAGGUUCAGACUCCACCUCAGGUGACUCCGGCAAGUCACCCAAAUGCUGCACCUCAGUUUCUUCUUCUGUAAAAUUAAGAGAUUGGGCUCAGUAACUUUCUAGGGUUCUUUCCAGCUCCAACCCCUGGAAUCGCUUCUGUUGCUAAAUAGGACGUGAUCUGAGCGCAGAACCGACGACCCACGUCAGGAAAUGCUGAUGCUUGCAAGUGUCCGCCAUCUUUGGGGGGAAAUGUUAUUUUGCUGACUAUAACUUAGAUGGUUUUAAAAUUAGUGUGAAAUGGGGAAAUUCGAAUUUUGUUAGGAAUUCUCUUGGAGCUUCAGUUACUUUUACACAAUAAAGCCUGUGUCUUCACCCAACUAGAGAAUAGUCUGAUGAGCUCAGCCCUGCAGGUGUGGAUCAGAUUUGCUGCGAGGUCUGGCUUCUUACUCAGGGUGCAGUCCAUCACCUCCAGCAGCCUCCGAUACUUGAGAACUGUCUCAGGACGGUCACCUGGGAUUUCACCGAUCCAUUCCUUGCUGAAAAAAUAUCCCUGAGGGCUGCAGCUCCUGCGUUUGGAGAAAUAACAUGUGCCAAAUAGGAUAGUGUCUGUCUGGCUUUGGAGCCAGGGGCCUAGGCCACUGACCUCAUCUUACACAGAAGCAAAUGGGUUUGGAGAUUUUAAGGAAUGUGGCAAGGUCACUAAGUAGUGUCAGGUGAAAUUUGAACCCAGGCCCUUGGACCCACCACACUGCACUCCUGCUGCCUCGUGGAAGAUGGGGAAUUCUAUAGAAAAGAUUCGUUUAGAUUUCAGCUUUGGGUGAAGUAUGUGAUGUAUUUUUUGGAAAAUGUGCUGAGGAGUGGCCUGAAUGAUAGUACAGUUGGGUGGAUUUCCAUAAUAUGGAUAAAUCAUAGUUGGCAUAUCAUUAUGUGGUGCUUGGAAGGUUUGCCAAGUGCUUUCCUGCAUCUUGUCUUACCUUCACAACAACCAUGUUAAGUAGGUGCUGUUAUUACCCCCAUCUUACAGGUGGAUAAACUGAGGAAGGAAGGCUAAGUGAUUUGCCCAGCAUCACACAGCCAGUAUGUGAGAGAGGAUUUGAACUCAGUUCUUCUUGACUCCAGGUCCAGCACUAUCCAUUGGACCACCCAGGUGCCUACAAAGCCAUGAAGGAAGCAUAAAGGUAGAGGCGGCAUCUUUAUCCAAUUUGCAGAUGCCACGAAGCUAGGGAAAGAUGGCUGACAAGACCCUGGGUGCCAAGAUCAGAAGGAUCUCAACAAGUUGGAAGGUUGGGCUGGAGCUAAUAAUAGCAACAGGAAAUGAAAUAGAGAGAAAUGUGGCAUCUUACACUUCGCUUCAAAAAACUGACAAAUAAAUCAGUGAAGGUAUUUAUUAAACA
Molecule: messenger RNA, 2133 nt
Organism: Vombatus ursinus (common wombat)
Lineage: Eukaryota; Metazoa; Chordata; Mammalia; Diprotodontia; Vombatidae
Gene: MRPL32
Product: mitochondrial ribosomal protein L32
Exons: 3
Coding region: 16-594 (192 amino acids)
Biological process (GO): translation
Cellular component (GO): mitochondrial large ribosomal subunit
Molecular function (GO): structural constituent of ribosome
Source: RefSeq, a predicted model, not a curated record